Molecule: messenger RNA, 147 nt
Organism: Penicillium alfredii
Lineage: Eukaryota; Fungi; Ascomycota; Eurotiomycetes; Eurotiales; Aspergillaceae
Product: Metallo-dependent phosphatase-like protein
Exons: 2
Coding region: 1-147 (48 amino acids)
Source: RefSeq, a predicted model, not a curated record
AUGGCUUAUUGUGGCCGGGCACCGACCUUAGAAGCCUUUGAGGAUCUACUCUACACCUAUGGCGUGGACCUCGGCCUUUUCGGCCAUGUCCAUAACUCGCAGCGCUUCUACCCGGUUUACAAGGGCCGGGGUGACCGCAAAGGCUGA